UUGUCGACCGCUGUCAAUCAACGCAGGGGAAUGCGGCGGAAGUGCGCCACACAAACACAUGUCCCAUGACUGCGCGUCGUAGGUGGGGGGUGGGUUUGCGCUGGGUCUUUUCUGAACGUGGGCGGUUUUCCCAACAGUGUGACUGCAAUCACCGGCGGAUUCACUCCUAAACUCCCCAUCUCACCGACCAUGAAGAUCUGGACAUCGGAACACAUUUUCAACCAUCCUUGGGAGACAGUCACCAAGGCUGCGAUGCAGAAGUACCCCAACCCCAUGAACCCCAGUGUGUUUGGGGUGGAUGUGUUGGACCGUAGUGUGGACACACGGGGACGCCUGCACAGCAACAGGCUGCUGAGCGCUGAGUGGGGCCUGCCCUCCAUCGUCAAGUCGAUCAUUGGCAGAACACAGACGUGCACAUACAUCCAGGAGCAUUCUGUAGUGGACCCCAUUGAAAAGACAUUCGAGCUUCAAUCUUCAAAUAUCACAUUCACUAACAUGGUGUCAGUGGAUGAGAAGCUUACAUACAGACCACAUCCUGAUGACGCAGAGAAGACGAUAUUGACUCAAGAAGCUCUCAUCUCAGUCAAAGGGGUUAGUCUGAGUAGCUACCUGGAGGGAGUUAUGGCUAGCACCAUCUCUGCAAACGCAGGCAAGGGUCGUGAGGCGAUGGAGUGGGUGAUCAGGAAGCUAAAUGCAGAGAUCGAAGAGCUGGCAGCCGCCGCCCGCGGCACCAUAAGGCCUCCCAUGGCUGCUGCUAUGACUGCAGAGAAAUGAUACCUCUAAGUUCCCAACGACCAGCCUGGGGACAUUGUUCUUCUCCUGCGUCAGAACAGACUCCACCUCCCUUUAGACUCCACCUCCCUUUAGACUCCACCUCCCUUUAGACUCCACCUCCCUUUAGACUUGUCUGAUUCUCAUCAACUGGACAGGAAUCAGAUCUACAAGUUUGAUUACAAUUUAAGUACUGUAUUUAUUGUUAUUAUUUAAGUACUAACUGAAAUGAAGGGAACAACGGUAAUCCUAGUAUAUAUAUAUUUUUUAAACAUUUUAUAGGCGAGGAGCAUCUCAAAUGCAGUGUCUGUUGGAGUAGAAUCUAUUCUCAGUUGCUCUGUGCCCAAGUUUGAGACUAGAGCAGGUCAUGUUAUCAGCAUGCAGUAGUACUAUAGCCUCAGGGACCGUGUCAAAUAUAGAGGACGGUUCAUGCAAUCACCUAUAACAGACAGAACAAGAACAGGUUCAACAUGCUGCAUUUUAAUACCGUCUUCCCUGCGUAAAGCUGCACCUAAACUAAGAAUGGUAAGGCGUGGUUGGGGUUUUUCAUACUUGACCGUGACAUAUAUUUAUUGCGUGAAGUCACUGACAAGGGGGGGGAGUAAACUGUGACUUUGGGAAGAAGAAACGGAUAAGAAACGUACGAUUCCUCACGGAAUAUUACUAAUGGAUUGUUCUUCGGUGCCUCAGAAGUCUGACCCUCUGCCAGCACAAAAUGUCUGUGUUCUCAGAGUGUUAUGACCUCAACAAUGAAUGCAUUUUCUAACGCACAUACUGUACAGAAGAGAGGGGUCGUGCUCCGGGCCCUCCAGUAAUAUUCUGCAUUCUCUCCCAAGAGUGAAACUAAGUAUUUAAAUAAUAAGUGUUUUGGUUAAAUGUUCUGUACUGCUAUAGCCUCCAGUAUGUUAUGGAAAUGUCUGCUAUGUUUGACGUAUGGAGAGAAUGUAUUAUUUAUUUGAUGUGUAUAUAGAGAGAUGAAUGUGUUUUUUAAUUUGGUUGUAAACAAUGGUACUUGUUGUCAGUGGUACUUACAGCCUGGGAUGUCCAGUAUAUAUUCUAGAUCAUAACCCUUGAGGAGAUCAAAUGCCUCUGCUACCAACUCUAAGGGACGGUUUCCUGUACGCAGAUCAAGUUUAACACUGUACUAUUGAUAUGUUGUGUUUUUAAUCCAGGACUAGGUGUAAUCUGUGCAAACCUGACCAGAAUGUUUUGUCUUGUUUCUAUGGUGACAACUUGUGUUGUCGAGGGCGAUACGUCAAGGAAAGGAAGAUGCUACAGUGUGAUGUAUGCAUUCCAAAAACCAUGCCAGUUUGCAUUCUCAAUACAAUUGUGUUAUGUUGCCAGAGUCAGUUCUAAUAUGCUUUUACAGUGGUAAUGUCAAAUAUUCCUGGUUUGUUAAUGAAUGUUCUGUUCUGACCUGAUGUUAGAACAAAGGGACAUGUUGAUCGUUCUAACAUGUAAGGAGGAAUUUUGUGGGUGUUUUUAAAAAAUAUAUUUAUUUUUUUUACCCAUAUUUAGAAUACAAUAACUUAACUCUACACCUGCACAACAAUAAAACUCAGUUGGUGCUGAAGUCAUAAUGGAUUUGAAUGCUUCUGUAAACUCAAGUUCCAAAUGGUCAAACAGAAAUGAAGACCAGGCAUGUUGGUUUACAUGAAAGAAAUAAAGUCCUCUAAAAUA
Molecule: messenger RNA, 2451 nt
Organism: Oncorhynchus mykiss (rainbow trout)
Lineage: Eukaryota; Metazoa; Chordata; Actinopteri; Salmoniformes; Salmonidae
Product: PRELI domain containing protein 3B
Cellular component (GO): mitochondrial intermembrane space
Source: RefSeq, a predicted model, not a curated record